GAUGCCCUCAAUACAUGUAUCUCCUCUCGAAACCCUGAUCUAGCACUGCAAUUUUCCAUGGUCUAUAUACCCUCAGUCCGUGGCGAUAUUUCCCGUGGAUGCAUGGCAGAACAAUAUUCACUGACAAGGUUCAGUUCCCGGUGGAGGUAGAGGUCCUCCAUUGGGCGCGUUCAGUCACGAUGGCCCACUUUGCCACCAAGACUUUGGCCCUUCUAUCAUCUAACGCGGCUCUCCGUUCACCCAAAUCACGUCAUUGCGGUACCCACUGUCAACUGCAACGCGCCCAAGUAUGGUCAGUUCGUAAACUCACAACGCGAUCAUCACGGGCGCAGAAAAGAAUAUUCUACGGAUGAAAAUGACACGGUGCUGACAAAUUACUAGAAAUAACAUACAUAUCUAUAACUACCACGAAUACUUUCCAGGAUGCAGGGAGAAAACUCACUGCAGCUUCUUAAUACUCAGCUACCAUGGAUACAUUUGUUGGUGAAUGCACAAUGCGCCCUCGACUCGUAUUCCUUCCCUCUUCUUGUUGUCUCUUUACUCCUCUCAAGCUUCAAGGACAUACUCAAAAGUAUUGUACGAGAUCGGAAAGAGAAUAUUGUUCGCUAUGAAAGCGCCACGAUCUUGACAGGGUGCCAAGGCCAACUCUAGUCGACGUCACGAACAAACCUAUGACAAGGAUAAAUUCAGGUUCAAAUCACACGAUGAUCGAUCAUGCAUAUUAUUUCGAGUCAGCCCAACGAACUCAUCUGUAUUAUAUGAUUUGUGAUUAACCCACGCUGUACGAAAAUGCAAUGC
This is a messenger RNA of Serpula lacrymans var. lacrymans S7.9, 798 nucleotides long. RefSeq lists its product as uncharacterized. Lineage: Eukaryota; Fungi; Basidiomycota; Agaricomycetes; Boletales; Serpulaceae. The transcript is spliced from 5 exons. The coding region runs from base 99 to 353 and encodes 84 amino acids. The record is from RefSeq and is a predicted model, not a curated record.